CCAUGAUGACACCUUCCCCACUGACUCCUCUGGAUGGAACUGGACACACAAGGUUUGCCGCGUUCCAGUUGAAUAAUCUACGAAGAAACACCGAAUAUGCCACAAACUCCAUGCAUGUACCAAGAACUUCUGUUCUACGCACUCAAAGUGAUAGCAAAACCGUAUUCAGCUCAAGAUUUUCUCCAAACUGUACCUCAAACGGAUUGCUCCAACCUUGUGAUCUUCGGUCAUCAUUUUCAAGCCCAAUUUCCCCAUCAAGACAUAUGCUAUUAAACUCCAGUAUAGCACCUUCAACAUCAAGUUUUCCAACUUCAAGCUUGACACAAUCUACCUCUAGUCUAUCACCUUCUGCUAAAAGCCUUGCACAUACCCCCCUUAAACCUACAACGUCAAGGUUGAAAACAUUCUCUCCAAGGCGUAAGCAAUUAAGACUUAACCUGACCUGUUCUAGCAGUUGUCAUAGUAGAGGGAAUAUAGAAAUACAGAGACAGUUAGAACUUGGCAUGUCGGAGACAAUCUAUGCUGAAACUAAGUUUCUGUAAAAACUUGGCAUGUCGGAGACAAUCUAUAUUGCUGAAACUAAAUUUCUGUAAAAACUUGGCAUGCCGGAGACAAUCUAUGCUGAAACUAAGUUUCUGUAAAACUUGGCAUGCAUGAGACAAUCUAUGCUGAAACUAAGUUUCUGUAAAAACUUGGCAUGCUGGAAUCAAUCUAUGCUGAAACUAAGUUUCUGUAAAAAUUUGGCGUGCCGAAGACAAUCUAAGCUGAUGCUAAGUUUUUGUAAAAACUUGGCAUGUCGGAGACAAUCCAUGCUGAAACUAAGUUUCUGUAAAAAUUUUGCAUGCCGGAGACAAUCUAUGCUGAAACUAAGUUUAAGUAAAAACUUGGCAUGCUGGAGACAAUCUAUGCUGAUACUAAGUUUCUGUAACAAUUGGCAUGCCUGAUACAAUCUAUGCUGAGACUAAGUUUAUGUAAAAACUUGGCAUGCGCGAGACAAUCUAUGCUGAAAGUAAGUUUUUGUAAAAAACUUGGCAUGUCGGAGACAAUCUUAAUGGAAACUGAGUUUCUGUAAAACUUGUCAUGCUGAAGGCAAUCUAUGCUGAAGCUAAGUUUCAGUAAAAAUUGUGCAUGCUGGAGACAAUCUAUGCUGAGACUAAGUUUAUGUAAAAACUUGGCAUCCCAGAGACAAUCUAUGCUGAAAGUAAGUUUUUGUAAAAGCUUGACAUGUCGGAGACAAUCUUUAUGGAAACUGAGUUUCUGUAAAAACUUGGCAUGCCGAAGACAAUCUAUGCUGACACUAAGUUUCUGUAAAAUUUGGCAUGCCGGAGACAAUUUAAGCUGAAGCUAAGUUUUUGUAAACACUUGGCAUGCCUGAGACAAUCUAUGCUGAAACUAAGUUUCUGUAAAAACUUGGCAUACCAGAGACAAUCUAUGCUGAAACUAAGUUUCUGUAAAAACUUGGCAUGCUGGAGACAAUCUAUGCUGAAACUAAGUUUCUGUAAAAAGUCGGCAUGCCGGAGACAAUCUAUGCUGAAACUAAGUUUCUGUAAAAACUUGGCAUACCAGAGACUAUCUAUGCUGAAACUAAGUUUCUGUAAAAACUUGGCAUCCUGGAGACAAUCUAUGCCGAAACUUACUUUCUGUAAAAACUUGGCAUGCUGGAGACAAUCUAUGCUGAAACUAAGUUUCUUUAAAAGUUGGCAUGCCGGAGACAAUCUAUGCUGAAGCUAAGUUUAUGUAAAAACAAAGGACACCGGUCUAACUAGAGAGAGCAGCACUCGGAUUCUUCUUUUUGAAAUCAAAUGUGUUUGGGUCUAUAAUUCAACAAUCUUUUAACUUACGGAUUUGUUUAUUCUA
This is a messenger RNA of Eurytemora carolleeae, 1857 nucleotides long. RefSeq lists its product as uncharacterized. NCBI's taxonomy places the organism in Eukaryota, Metazoa, Arthropoda, Copepoda, Calanoida, Temoridae. The record is from RefSeq and is a predicted model, not a curated record. The coding region runs from base 3 to 542 and encodes 179 amino acids. The transcript has 2 exons.